AGAGUAUAUCAUCUGGCCAGUCUCCUCAUGCCGAUAUUUCAUUUCGAUCAAUCCAACUCCUCUCGCUCCUUACAAGCCUUGCCACGACGUUAACACCCUAAUGAUGGCCGAUACGAUCCUUAUGAUUCGACCGGAGUGCUAAUGGCAAUUAUCAUAUUGGAUUGAAUAACAAAAAUCGACUACUGCGCAACGACAGGGACUACCAUCAUCAACGCCUUGCACUUGCCCGGAUUCACCACGAAACAUGAAGCUCCCCCCAGCCGAUGUGUUGGCGACAUGGCCAACACCGAAUUAUAUUGACCCUACCACCCGUGGGGAUUCUGUCCUUAUCGUGACCAUCGUCUUUGCUGCCAUAGCUUUUGUCGUAACUUGCCUCAGACUCUAUACUCGCUUCAAGAUAACAUGCAGCCCCGGGAUCGACGACGUUCUUAUCGUAGUCGCACUGGCCUUUACGAUUGCGAUGUGCGUGGUUAUUUGCUUGGCCACUGAACAAUAUGGAUGCAACAGACAUAUAUGGGACGUUCCGUUGGAGUGGCUUUCAACUGCUUCCAAAUUCAACCUCCUUUUCCAAAUCCUCUUUUCCCUAUCAUCCAGCUUCACGAAACUUGCGCUCUUAUGGUUUUGCAAACGACUACUUGGAGCCGGUAGCAAGGGUCUCUAUACCUCAUACAAUAUAAUUUUGAUCGGGGCAAUGGUCUUGGUGGCACUGCUGUGUAUCAUCUUUUUGCUUGUAUGCAUUUUCCAAUGCAGCCCGAUCCAUGCGUACUGGGACUUUCAGCCAACAUACCCUCAUCACUGUUUAAAUGACGGGGCCGUUGUAUUCGCCGCUAGUGUCGUCAAUAUCUUUACCGACUUUUUAGCCACGGUGAUCCCAAUGCCGUUGAUCUGGAACCUUAAACUGCCGGCCCGGCAGCGAAUUGCUGUGAUGUCCAUUUUUAGUCUUGGAAUUGUGGUCAAUGUUGCCGGUACCGUUCGGACGGUUUAUGUGUAUAAGAGUAUGAUCGCCUCGUACGACAUGACUUGGUUGGGUUGGCCGGUGUUCCUUACUGCAUCCAUAGAGAUCAAUCUGGGAUUGAUCUGUGCUUCUGCACCUGCAUUGAGACCUCUGGUUACGUUUUUCUUGCCACGGCUACUCCAGUCCACCCAGAAAUACGCGUCUGGGUAUGGCCAAAGUCGUCCUCAAAAGUUGUGGUCGUCGCUCAACCCAUCUCGGCACUCUACCAGACCCUCCAGGGGCCGAUCGCAUCAUCAUACUGACAGCCAACUGGAACGAUUUGAGGUCUACCGAACGGUUGAGAUGGAAACUUGGACCGAAGCCCGGAAUCCAAGCGAGCCGGCCGAUAAUGCUCAUAGUAUGCCAGCUAACCACGCCCGUGUCACAACGCCCAACCACGAUUUCGAUCUUAAGUAUGAUAGUGCGGUAUACACAUCGCCUGCCAGCGAGAAGUCUUCUGCAUCUCUUACCCGGCAAACCAGCUCACCAUUCAAAGACAAACAUUCCAUAUGACACUCCUUGACAUUUCCCACCAUCAUCAUGUUUCACUAAGCAUUGAUUGCUACUUUACGAUCGUUGAGCUCGAUUUCUCUUUACGACACCGCAUGUUCCCCAUACCUUUUUAGCCACGCC
Molecule: messenger RNA, 1627 nt
Organism: Aspergillus pseudonomiae
Lineage: Eukaryota; Fungi; Ascomycota; Eurotiomycetes; Eurotiales; Aspergillaceae
Exons: 4
Coding region: 245-1507 (420 amino acids)
Source: RefSeq, a predicted model, not a curated record